GAGCUCUACCGCCGCCGGGCGCGAGCCGAACUAAGCGUCCGAAACGAGGCGGCGGAUUCAGAGGGUUACGCGGCUUAGACGGGAGCGGUGGUGCAUUUUGUUGUUUGAUAUAUUACGCUAGCUUACGCCCGGAUCGGUGGUCUUACGUUGAGAUCGGUGGACUUAGGACUGGAAGCGGUGGACUUAGCCUGGCUAUCUAGGUUCCAGGUGUGGGCUAGAGCGGGUGUGAUUUUAGAUCGAAUUGGUUCGGAUUGGUGCGGAUUGCUUGGGAGAGCGACGCGGAUUUCACGCGGAGGACUGUGAAAGCUUCCGUGAAGCUGCGGGGAAGCUGGAUGAAGCUGGUUUGAAGCUGGUGUGAGCUUUCGGGAAGCUGUCGGAGAGCUGCGUCAAGCCUGGCCAAGCUCUCCGUGAAUGCUCUCCAAGUCUUCUCGAGCCCCCUGAAGACUCUCCUUCUGCCGCCUCGAGCCUCGCCAAGCCACCCAAGGCUUCCCGAGACCUCCCAUCGCCCUGCUGACCCUGAGGUCAUCCUCAGGUCACAACAUGGAAGGUCUCGCCGCCAUGAACGAGAUGUGUCUCCAAGAACUGGUCCACGUCCAGGAAAACAUGUCAUCCAGCAUACCACCUACGCAUCAACCUCUUCAACCGUCGGUAAAGGCGGGGAUCGACAGCACGACAGAGAUGACGUCACUGGGAGGGGAGCAUGGUCAGACGACACAGACGAGUCAGACGGGUCAGACGGCACAUCAGACGGCGGUCAACGCGGUGUCGACUGUGAGACGGACGCCCAGUGCAGGCGGCGAGCAGCCCCGGGAACAGCCUUCUCAGUCCGUGGACACGACGGAUGAGGCCCGCGACGGAAAGAAGAAGCGUCAGAGACGCCAGCGCACGCACUUCACGUCACAGCAGCUGCAGGAACUUGAGUCGACGUUCGCCAGAAACCGGUAUCCCGACAUGAGCAUGCGGGAAGAGAUUUCGCUGUACACAAACCUCUCCGAGGCCAAAAUUCGGAUCUGGUUCAAGAACCGGCGCGCCAAGUGGCGCAAGAGGGAGCGUAACGCGAUGGUCAUGAUGAACUCCGAUAUCAAGGGCUCCUUCGGCGGACAGCUCAACGGCUUCAUGCAGCCGUUUGGCCAGCCGGACGCUGCGCUAUACUCGGGCUAUCCAGGCUACCAGAACUGGGCUACUAAAGUGCCGUCCCCACUGGCUCAUAAACCCUUCUGGCCGGGGUUUGAUGCCGGUGUGAACCCGCUGGGCGUGGCCAAUCAGUCGCCGGGCGCGAGUAUCGGCAUGAACUGCUUCAGCGCCCCGCCCACCGUCUCCACGUCUCCCAUUGGCUCGCCCUCAAUGACGUCAUCACUUUCCACUUGCCCCUACGGCUCUGGCGCCUACGCCGCCUAUGCUGUCCGCCCGGACCAAUGCCCUUCGAUGUCUUCUAGCAUUGCGAGUUUGAGGCUUAGGGCUAAGCAGCACUCGGGGGGCUUUAGUGUGCCUGUGGGGGCUUAUAGCCCAGCUGCGGUUAGCGCGAGGUCGCAGACUGGAAAUAUGGCAGCGUGUCAGUAUGCGCCGACUGAUAGGCCGCUCGUGUGAGGGGAAAGAGGAGAGGGGUGGGGAAGAGAGAGAGAGAGAGAGAGAGAGAGAGAGAGAGAGAGAGAGAGAGAGAGAGGAGAGAGGGAGGGGAGAGGGGGUGACCGAUGGGAUGGGUGGGAUGAGAGGACCCUGUGACUGAUGGCUAAGGAGUUUGGGAGAGGAUCAUGACGCGACAUCAUUAUGGUAGGAAAGGGUAGGAGAGAGGGAAACCCUUUGACUAAAGGGAGGAGAGAUGGAGGGCCUUACUCGUUAGUCGUUACCAAUAUAUUUGUGUCUUGAGGGGGCAUGAGAAUCCCUGUGGCAAAUUGGUGAAGGGAAUAGGAAAGAGUGGUUCAAACUCCCUAACGCUCUCUCUCGUUCUCUCUCCUCCCUCUUCCCUCUCGCACCUCUGCCACAACUUGUACAUAAGCCUGGUUACCAUAACAACCGGAAGCGAUCGACAAUCGAGAUGAACGAACGGUUCGCAACGACGGGCUGGCGACAGCAGCGAACCUAGCGGCAAUUGUGUGUACUAGUAGUUCAUUUGCAAUGGCUGGGGCUGACAGAGUGCGCUACUGCCGCUGCUCCUCCCAAAGUGUGCCGUGAAAGGGGGUGGGACUGGGAGUGUUAUUUGUUUCACUUUUCGCUCUAUAUGACUUUCCAUGAUGCAUCCAGCACCCAUUUUCCGCCCUUCAAUGCUUCUUUCAUCCUCUGCUGUUCAUAUUGCUACAAGUGUGUGUAAAUAAGUGUUUAUUCCAUUCUCUGGUGAAAAUCAACCUUGCAUACCUAUUCACUUUUCUCAUCGCUCGCUUUCUCCCUCUUGCCCUCUCUCCCUCUUCUCUCCUCCCUCUUCCCUUCUGGGGCACGCUCGCUGGCGCGGCAUUGUAUGAUAUUAGGAUAAUUCCAUUCGCCGUUAGCUGCGAUUCCGUUUUCGACGUGUGCGUAUGCUAGGCCCGAUUUGCGUGUGUGUUUGCGUUAGUACGUACGAUUGCGUGCAAAUGUACGGUGUGCGAUGCGUGCACCAUAUACUUGCAAUGCGUGCAAAUGUGCAACAUGGGACAGAGAGCAGUCCCCUGCAACAUGGCGCGCGUCUCUUGCAACAUGCGUACACAACGUGCAAUGCGUGCAACAUUGCGUAUAGUGCAUGCGCUUGACGUGCAAUGGCACACUCUGGUCUAGGAAAGCGCCAGAGAGAGACUAAACCUUGAGCUGAUCGCGAAUCACGACGUCUAAGCCUCUGGUUUGCCGAGAAGCUCGUAUAAACUCGGACAUCAGGCAACGACUGAUAGCGACUUGCUGUUAGGUGUUUAUAUUGCUGUGUGACGUCAUGGGGACAGACGAGCUUGUGACGUCAUGACAUGUGUGACGUCGUCUUACGCGAGAGCGAGUUGUUCUGUGUUGAACUUUGUGAGCUUCCGUGGCUUCUGUUUUGCGUCUGUUGUGCUCCCUUUUUAACACCAUCUUCCCCGCCCGUACUGCUGUUUUAUUUAAUUUUACCGUAUUUAUUCACCACUAUUUAAACCACUAAUUUAUUUUACAAACCAACCUAUUUUCGUCUGUGCCAUUCAAUCGAAGUUUUGGAUUGUUCCAAGCGCGAGGCACGACUGUUUUAUUAUUGGAAGAUGUAAUUAUGAAAUCACAACUCACAAACCGCAAACUGUGCCAUGCUUUUAAUGUGAACCCUCCUGCGAAGUUGCGGGAUAAAAUUGUGCCAACGAGUUUCUCAGCGAUUUGUGUGUGUCCUGUAGAGCACCAAUGGUGUUGCGUUUUGUAUAUUCCCCUUGUACGGUGCUGCUACACGAAAUUUGAGCGAGUUGGACUUGUGCCAAAGUGCGGCAAUCUGCCCGUUGCUAUGUACUUUGAAUGAUGGCAGCGCUUUAAAAAAGACAUCGCGUGGUUUCUUGUGAGUUGAAACGAAUCGUUGUGAGCUCGAGUGUUUGUUUGAUGGUAAAUGAACACAGAAAAAUGAUG
Amphibalanus amphitrite is the source of this 3537-nucleotide messenger RNA. Its product is annotated as pituitary homeobox x-like. Gene Ontology annotation, molecular function: RNA polymerase II cis-regulatory region sequence-specific DNA binding; DNA-binding transcription factor activity, RNA polymerase II-specific. The record is from RefSeq and is a predicted model, not a curated record. NCBI's taxonomy places the organism in Eukaryota, Metazoa, Arthropoda, Thecostraca, Balanomorpha, Balanidae. Gene Ontology annotation, biological process: regulation of transcription by RNA polymerase II; anatomical structure morphogenesis. The transcript has 5 exons. Gene Ontology annotation, cellular component: nucleus. Bases 541 to 1587 code for a protein of 348 amino acids.